GUAUCACUGAAAUCAAAGAUGUCAUAAGUGAAUCCUCAAUGGAACCAGAAGCUGAAGACUUAAAGAACAUGGAUCGAUCAGCCGCUUGGUCAGGCUCCGAUGGAUCUCAAGAACAUAGCAUGCCAGAAUAUUUGGCAGAGUCCGAUAAUGAAGAUGAUGUCAGUGAUGCAGAGAGAAGUUUUAACCCACAGAUGUCUCCUUUCCCACGGUCUAAUGCAGAGUCUCCAGAAUUGAAAUCUAAACAGAAAUUGUUUGACUUAAGUGUUUGUGACAAGGAAGGUUCAUACCCAGAAGAGGAUGAAAUCAACCCUAAUGAAUCAGGAGAGACAAUGACAAAGUCUACACAUAUCAAAGCCUCACCAACUUCUAUAUCCUCAAAACCAGAAUGCCAUGACCCUCAAUCUCACUGUGGCCAGAAGCCAAGACCUUGCUCAAUUUCCUCUUCCUCCUCCCUUGGUUUUGAUCCUAAAAUGACCCGAGCCUUGACCCUGACCACAGAUGAACCCCCAGGGGCCAUUAAUAGGCCGGUCGCAGGGACAGGGAACAGGAGGUUUGAAUCUUCAGAGGAAGGAGGGAGCAGUGAAGCGCCUCCUGCUGCAGUCUUCUUUGGAAUCUCAGAUGAGGGUGCUGAGCAGCCACAGAAGUGGAACCUAGAAUCUGAAGUUGAUCUGUGCAGACCGGACAGCCACGGGACAAGGUGUACACGAUUUGGUCAAGAUGAGAGCCAAUCCCAAAGACAGGUCAAAGAGACCAAGUCCAAAUGCAAGAGAAUUGCUCGCCUUUUAACUGAUGCACCCAACCCUCAAAAUAAGGGAGCCUUGCUGUUCAAAAAACGCCGCCAACGGGUGGAGAAGUACACACUUGUUAGUUACGGGACUGGUGACAGAAAGUUUGACGGAGAAGGCCAUUUGGAAGGAGAAGAAGCUGAGGAAGUCAGUACAGCCGGGUAUAACUUUGUCGCUGCCAGCGAUUCUGAGUUUGAAGAGGAGUAUUCUGUAUACCGUCGGCAACAGGAUUUAAGUCAAAAUUGGGAAAGUGUUAAAGAAAUGGAAGUGUUACCCGCAACAAAAGGGAAGGGAGUUAUGAUGUUUGCACGCCGUAGCAAACGUAUGGAUGAAAUUGUGUCACGGCAAGAACUCUGCAGUAAAGAAUUACAUUUGGACGCUAUGUCAGAACCCGCGAAAGCAAACAGUACCUAUGACACAAGAGAAAUGUACGAUCAUUCUGAUCGUAAUAACUACAUGGACAGACACAUUCAACAAAUGAACCAACAAAGAUCUUUGGUUGCAAAUAGAACAGCAAAGCCCUUUUUGGGAUUCCAAAUAAGGCCAGCUGACCACACAAAUCCUUCUGGUGUCUUUCCAGGGAGAGAGAAAUCGCAGCCAAAAUUUAAGAUACCUGUUCCUAUUAUUUCAAGUCCGCAGGUUUGGUCCCCAACUGGGGACAUCAUAGCCUCCAGAGAUGAGCGGAUAUCUGUGCCAGCAAUAAAGACCUGCAACCUUCCAGAGUUAAGGCGUAAACAGACGUCGAAACAAAGAUCAAACCCUCGUUAUCAAAACAUAGGACAAAGCACGGCUUAUGUGGAGUCUGAAGAAGACUGUUUUAGCCUCGGCGCUGAAGCUUGUAACUUUAUGCAACCCCGACCUAUUAAACUCAAGAAUCCACCCCCGGUUGCACCAAAGCCUGCCAUCAACCCCAAAUGUCCACCUUGGCGUAGAGGUCCUCCUAGCGAACCCUGUAUUCCAACAAAAAAUGCAGGUUCUCAGUCUUCCAACACUCCUGUGAGACAUCAGGGCCAGCACCGGCACUUCCAACAGGAUUGGGCUCAAACUCAAAAGUCGGCCAACUGCUGGGAAGCAGAUCAAGCACCCACAACAAUUCAAACACCUGCCGUUGGCAAGACAUUGGUCAGCUCCUCUCCUCAGCCUCGUCUUCAGGCAACCACAAAUAGCUGGGGAAAUCAACUCCCAAAACCUUCUGUGAGUAUGCAGUCCUACAGUCCUACUUACAGUCCACUUCACACACAGUCAAGGAGUACUCAAGACAGCGCUCCGAGUUCUGUUGCCUCUUGCCCACCAAAACCUGUUAAAUCAUUCGCACCAAAGAUAUCACUGGCUCCUCUAAGAGAUCAAGUCUCGGGUAGAAGUUAUGAUAGAUCUGGUGCUGCUCAGACCAUGACAGAGAAAGGAUUGCUUUCCAAAAGGCAGUCCAGAACGGAAGAGGUUAGUGGCGGUCAAACAACAAACCAGACAAGAUCCUCCUCUCCAACAUUGUCUUUACCCAAUUCCUGGAGAUAUUCGUCUAAUAUUCGGGCACCACCUCCUUUAUCUUACAAUCCCCUUCACACCCCUUUUUAUACUCCACCAGCAGUGAAAAAAUUCCCCUCAAGUUCCAAAGAGAAGCCUAGAUCCUCCCCAAAGCACCUCAACACGUUAGAAAUCAUGAAACACCAGCCGCAUCAUUUGGACUCAUCACUGUUCGGGUAUGAUGCGGCCAUAGAGCUUAAAAUCCCCGGCGCCAAACCUUCACUGCCUUCAAAGUUUGACAUUACCCAAAAACUCAAACAAAGAUCUACUCAUUCUGACUCUCCGAAUAUCUCUGAGCUUGAUUUUGAAAGCAAGUCAGAAGCCUCUGCUAAGUCCUUUGGAGCGGGACUUGGUAGAAGCAGCUUCCUCAGCCUUCCCAGACGCCACACAGGUGGAUUUAAGUUACCCGUCAGCACAGAAGGAUGUCGUUCUCCAACACGUCAGCACCAAGCAGCCUACAAGCCGCCCACACCUUGGGAGGCGGCAUCCAGAUGCCCCUUCGGUUCGGUGGACGACGCCUUCUUCUCCCAGAGUGUGGUUGCGUCGCAGGUCCGAGACGCAGGGCCCCGCGGGUCUCUGCCGGAGCCGCCUGAGGAAUGGAAGCGUAGGGUGUCGCUUGAUCCUCCGCUUGUCAGUCAGGGUUACUGCGGUCUAACCCCAGCUUAUCUGGCAGGGUCCAUGAGGAUGAAGUGUACGUCUGGGAAAACAGCAGAAUAUGGGCCUCUUAGACCGGCCCAGCCGCUAAAGUCUGCAGUCAGGGCCCAGACUUACAAACCCCGUUUCCAUAUGAGUUGGGAAAUUGUGUUAGUUGUAAAUAUAAACGGAAUGCACUGAUUUGCAAAUCAUUUUCAAGCCAUAUGCAUUUGAAUAUGCUACAAAGACAGCAUGUUUGAUGUUCAAACUGAUAAACAUUUUUUUUUUGCAAAUAAUCAUAAACUUUAGAAUUUGAUGCCAGCAACACGUGACAAAGAAGUUGGGAAAGGUGGCAAUACAUACGGAUAAAGUUGAGGAAUGCUCAUCAAACACUUAUUUGGAACAUCCCACGGGUGUGUAGGACAAUUGGGAAAUGGUGGGAGCCAUGAUUGGGUAUAAAAACAGCUUCCAGAAAAAUACUCAGUCUUUCACAAGAAAGGAUGGGGCGAGGUACACCCCUUUGUCCACAACUGCGUAGGCUAAUAGUCAAACGGUUUAACAAAAAAAGUUUCUCAAAGUGCAAUUACAAGAAAUUUAGGGAUUUCAACAUCUACGGUCCAUAAUAUCAUCAAAAGGUUCAGAGAAUCUGGAGAAAUCACUCCACGUAAGCGGCGUGGCCGGAAACCAACAUUGAUUGACCGUGACCUUCGAUCCCUCAGAUGGCACUGUAUCAAAAACAGACAUCAAUCUCUAUAGGAUAUCACCACAUGGGCUCAGGAACACUUCAGAAAACCACUGUCACUAAACACAGUUUGUCGCUACAUCUUUAAGUGCAAGUUAAAGCUCUACUAUGCAAAGCGAAAGCCAUUUAUCAACAACAUCCAGAAACACCGGCGGCUUCUCUAGGCCCGAGAUCUUUUAAGAUGAGCUGAUGCAAAGUGGAAAAGUGUUCUGUGGUCUGACGAGUCCCACAUUUCAAAUUGUUUUUGGAAAUAUUCGACAUUGUGUCAUCCGGACCAGAGGGGAAGCGAACCAUCCAGACUAUUAUCGACGCAAAGUUCAAAAGCCAGCAUCUGUGAUGGUAUGGGGGUGCAUUAGUGCCCAAGGCAUGGGUAACUUACACAUCUGUGAAGGCCCCAUUAAUGCUGAAAGGUACAUACAGGUUUUGGAACAACAUAUGCUGCCAUCUAAGCGCCGUCUUUUACAUGCUUUUUUCAGCAAGACAAUGCCAAGCCACAUUCAGCACGUGUUACAACAGCGUGGUUUUGUAAAAAAAGAAUGCGGGUACUUUCCUGGCCCACCUGCAGUCCAAACCUGUCUCCCAUCGAAAAUGUGUGGGGUAUUAUGAAGCGUAAAAUACGACAGCGGAGACCCCGGACUGUUGAACAACUGAAGCUAAACAUAAAACAUGAAUGGGAAAGAAUUCCACUUUCAAAGCUUCAGCAAUUAGUUUCCUCAGUUCCCAAAUGUUUAUUGAGUGUUGUUAAAAUAAAAGGUGAUGUAACACAGUGGUGAACAUGCCCUUUCCCAACUACUUUGGCACGUGUUGCAGCCAUGAACUUCUUAAUUAUUAUUUGCAAAAAAAUAAAAAAAGUUUAUGAGUUUGAACAUCAAAUAUCUUGUCUUUGUUGUGCAUUCAACUGAAUAUGGGUUGAAAAGGAUUUGCAAAUCAUUGUAUUCCGUUUAUAUUUACAUCUAACACAAUUUCCCAACUCAUAUGGAAACGGGGUUUGUGUAGAAAACACAUCCAACUCUGGUCGAACCAACUUCCAGCCCUUGUCUUGAGCAGUGCAACACAUUUGAAUGAGGAGAAAUACACACUAUAGCAGACCUGGGCAAAUUAAGGCCCGGGGCCACAUGCGGGCCGUUAAGCUUUUCAAUCUGGCCCAGCCGGACAUUCCCAAAUAAUUUUUUUUAGAUCUCUAAGAUGGAAAGUGUAGCUGCCAUUAUGAUGUGCAGUGAUCUUUUACAAAUGACCGCAAGUCUUGAACUAUACAACAUAUUUCCAUGGCUGGGAUCUGCGGUUUUGCAUGAUAUACUAGUUACUAUGGUAAUGUAAUCAGUUACUGUUGUCAUAUAAUUAGUUACUAUGGUCAUCUAAUUAGUUACUUUGGUCAUCUAAGUCACAACAGUUCAGACGAGGCACCAAGCAGUGUGGGUUUGGGAGCGUUUCCACAUAGUGUUUCCAGAGCGGCCAGCCUAUAAUGCGGGUGUCAGGGACAGACAUUUUUACAACAACACGCUAAAGCUUAAUGAUGUAUCAAAUUGUAAGUUUUUUUGUUUUUUUUACCUUUUGCGUUAAUGUUUUUGUUGCGUUUCGCUUGAUGGCAAAAUAUGUCGAUCGAGAAGGGGUGUGACGUUCAUACGUUGUCAAUAUUCAAUGUUUUAUCGUUCAUAGUUAAUAUUGUAAAUUCCACAUUCUUUAUUUUCAUGUACAUUCUGGGUGUCUCAUUCAGUAAAAAAAAAAAAAAAAAAAAGUAAAAUUCCAUUCCGUUUUUUAAGGCGGUCUGUCAUAACGUUUUCAGCACUCAGACAUUAUUGUGAGGUUUUGUAUUAGUGUUCCUAAAAAUAGAUAAACCAGCCACCAGACACAUUUUUCUCUAAAUUUGGCCCCCUGAGUCAAAAUAAUUGCCCAGGCCUGCACUAUAGUAUAAGAAAUGAGAAUAGUUUAAAGUUAAAGUCCCGCCGAUAGUCUCACACACACACACACACACACACACACACACACACACACACACACACACACACACACACACACACACACACACACGCACACACACACACACGCACACACACACACGCACACACACACACACACACUAGGUGUGGUGAAAUUACCCU
Molecule: messenger RNA, 5780 nt
Organism: Nerophis ophidion (straightnose pipefish)
Lineage: Eukaryota; Metazoa; Chordata; Actinopteri; Syngnathiformes; Syngnathidae
Gene: synpo2b
Product: synaptopodin 2b
Biological process (GO): positive regulation of actin filament bundle assembly
Cellular component (GO): nucleus; actin cytoskeleton; Z disc
Molecular function (GO): actin binding
Source: RefSeq, a predicted model, not a curated record